This is a messenger RNA of Paramecium primaurelia, 114 nucleotides long. The record is from the annotation of a GenBank genome assembly. Lineage: Eukaryota; Ciliophora; Oligohymenophorea; Peniculida; Parameciidae.
AUGGCUUCAUUGACUCCAUUUACGAUUAAUUGGGUUUAAAGCCAGUACCUAAACAGAAGAAGGACCAUGAAACAAGUACAAAACUUUUAAAAUUACCGGAUUCUCAUCAAGUGA